Molecule: messenger RNA, 625 nt
Organism: Nasonia vitripennis (jewel wasp)
Lineage: Eukaryota; Metazoa; Arthropoda; Insecta; Hymenoptera; Pteromalidae
Product: pheromone-binding protein Gp-9
Exons: 5
Coding region: 146-550 (134 amino acids)
Molecular function (GO): odorant binding
Source: RefSeq, a predicted model, not a curated record
UCGCUGCUUUUUCUUUCCAGCAAAGUUCGUCUAGCGUGAAUCACGUCGUAAUUGCUCCACAAAAGUAUAAAAUGUUCAUGCGGUGACUACGAAUUUGUAAUAGUCACUCAAAUUUUAAAGUGUCCAGAUCAGUGAAACCGGCAUAAUGAAGCUGUUUUUUGUAACCCUCUGCGUAUUAUUUGCGGCUGUUUACGGAGCAACCAAGUCGGAUUCGAAAUCGGAAAAGAUAUUCCAUGAAUGCUUAGAAGAAAACGAUAUUAAAGAAAGUGAUUUCAAAAACUUGGAAGGCAAGAAAGAUCCGAAAAUGCGUUGCCUCAUGGCUUGCAUUCUUGAAAAAGAAGGAGCUUUAAAAGAUGGGGAAAUUGAUGGCGAUGUAAUCAAAAAAGAUAUAAUUGCUGAAUUCACGGAGGUUGAUGCACAAAAAAUAAGCGAUGCCAUAGAUACAUGUGUCGAUGGAGCAAACGAUUUAUCAGAUAUUUGCGAAAAAACUUCGUUUAUUGGAGAAUGUCUCAAGGUGGAAUUGGACAAACUAGAAAUGAAUAUGAAUUAAUCAAUGAUGUUCAUUUUUAGUAAAAUAUAUGUUUAAAGGUGUUGGACCAAUAAAAAAAAUUAUGAAUCUUACUAA